AUGCCUGUUCCUUUUCCCAAAUUCGAGUACAUCGACGAGACUCGAAGCCAGUCUCCUGACCUCGAAACGACCGAAAAUAAGGAACUCGAGCAUGAAGAAACCUCCUAUAUCCACAAUGAGCCCCGUAUCUUCAUCGAUUUGUUAGGUCAUACCUAUAGCGACAUGAAAUCCAACCAGGAACCGUAUUCCACCUACGCGAAGGUUAUUACAAUCCCACGCAAAGAGGCUCAAGAACCUGUGACCUUCACCUCAAGACACACGAUAACCCUUACCUCGAUGGCAACUUUAACUUCAUUUACCACUAUAUUCGAAACAAAGCAUAUAGGUCCUGUCGAUCCAUUGCCCAAGGUCACUUCUAAGAUCACUACCCAUAUUACAAUAACAGCAGUGGAAGAUGUUAAACCCCAUUCCACGGAAUCUGCUUGGACAAGUUGGUCAACCAUAUACCUCAACCCUCCGUCCCCUCCCAGCGUUGAUGAGAGCACUAAUCCAUCACUUUGGAGUACUGUUACUAUAAAUGAUACGAUACCGCCCAGCUCAACCUUGACUACAUUGUAUACUACUAGUCAAGAACAGCCAGAUCUACCAACAACUACAGAAGCUUCCUCUUCAAACGACUCUCUAACAACAGCCGGGGUAGUGGGUGUCGCUAUCGGUGUGUGCGUCGUCCUUGGUAUAAUAGGUUUUUCAAUGUAUCGCUAUCUAAAAUACUGUCGAAACCGAAACGGCACCAAUAUCCGCUUUAAUUUUCCCUACGGCGUGUCUCGAUUCUCGGAAACUUCGCGAUCAAAUCCAACUCCAUCGAACUGGACAGACAGUCGAGGGCUCAAGACUGUAUUUGCCCCCCAUCGCUCUACUGAGGCAAAUAUGCUUCUAACUACCGACACACGUUGCAUGUCUUUUGAUAUCGAUAAAGACGGAUAUAAUAAGGGUUUGAAGUACUAUAAAGGCGAAGCUUCUAGUUCGAGAAAUCCUGCAGAAUAG
Messenger RNA from Fusarium redolens, 984 nucleotides. RefSeq lists its product as uncharacterized. Bases 1 to 984 code for a protein of 327 amino acids. The transcript is spliced from 2 exons. NCBI's taxonomy places the organism in Eukaryota, Fungi, Ascomycota, Sordariomycetes, Hypocreales, Nectriaceae. The record is from RefSeq and is a predicted model, not a curated record.